Astyanax mexicanus (Mexican tetra) is the source of this 3599-nucleotide messenger RNA. RefSeq lists its product as uncharacterized. NCBI's taxonomy places the organism in Eukaryota, Metazoa, Chordata, Actinopteri, Characiformes, Acestrorhamphidae. The transcript has 4 exons. Bases 142 to 609 code for a protein of 155 amino acids. The record is from RefSeq and is a predicted model, not a curated record.
CCAGAGUUUCCUGGAUCAUGUUCUGCACACUGGUGGAGGCUGGAGAGUGUGUUGGGUCGUCAGUGAGGCGCAGUGCUCCAGAGGCGCUUGGAGACUCUGAGGAAUUCACUUUUGUAUCAGCAGGUGGUGGAACGUGCCAGAAUGGAGUUCAGGAUGAGUCUGCUGCUCCUGUCUCUUGCCGUGGUCAUGGCGUCUGGCCAGAAGAGGCACCAGGCUAAAGCGGAAUGGAAUUACCGUGAUGGCUCUGAUAAAGUGAGCAUGCGAGGUGUGGCCAACCUGACUCAAGUUCUGGACGACUGGAGGUUUGAUAUCCUGAGCCAAAUGAAGGGGCAGCUGCAGAACGACCACCAGACCCUGCUGCCGGACUACUCCAGGAUCCAGCCUCUCUCAGAGGCUUUGAAUGAUCUCUACAAGGAGUUCAACGCUUUAAAGGCUCACCUCGGUGACCUGACCGAGAAGUUUGGGCCCAUUGAGACGUUCAUUGACGAGCUGAAGGCUAAAAGAGCCACCGCAGCCGCGGCCGGGGCUUCGGUCGGAGCUAGAGCUGGAGCUGCUGCUGCCCCACCAAGAGGCGGAAGACCUGUUAGGAACAAACCUCCACCGUCGUGAAAUCUUGGAGCUUUCUAAAAACCCCAGACAGAGCUGGUACUCUCUCCAAAGCCACAUUCAGCAGACCACCAUGUUUUAUUUCCUGUAGAGCUUCUAAAUCUUUUUUUUUUUGCCAUCUUGUUACUGCACGAGGCUGGAAAACUGGUAAUAUACAAUACGCUGACCAAGGUAAAAUUACCACCCACCCCAACCCCCCUUUGUGGUUUUCUUGCAGUUUUCUUGAGGUUUUGCUCCAAGCGAAAGUGGCAAUUUGCAAAUGUAGGGAUCUACUUUAAGAGAAAGCAUGGAGGGAUAUAUGUUAAACAGCUGUAGAUUAUGUUUCAGUAAACGCACAGUAUAUACAUCACCUCAGAGUAUGUUAUUUAUAUAUACCGUAUAUGUACACAAACUCACUGAGCACUUUAUUAGGAAGAUAUGCAUACCUAAUACUUCCUGAUUGGCCAGCAGCUUUAAGUAAAGUGCAAAAAAAAAAAAAAGAGUGGCGAAUAAUGCAAAAUGUCAACAGAAAUUCUGACAGAAAUUCUACAGUAACUCAGUUUACCACUCCGAACAAUUAUAGCCAACAGGUGGAUGGGUUAAAACAGCAGAAGACCAUGUCAUCCGAUUCCACUUCUGUAAGUCAAGAACAGAAAGCUGAGGCUGCAAUUAGCAGAAACUUGACAAAACCGUCCUCAAAAUCAGUUGGCUUUCCCUGGUCUGAUGAAUUUUGAUUUCUGCUCAGAUUUCUACAUACGGUCAGAAGUUAUCAUAAACUGCAUGAAUAAAUCCAUGGACCCAACCCAGCUACGACUUUUCGGUUAGUUUUCUAAAAUGUAACAGCUAUCUAGGAAAGUUAUGUUAGAAAUGUUAUAUGAUACUGUUAUGAAAAAACCCUUGAUUAUGGCACACACUUUCAGGAAGUUCCUGAAACAUUAUUUCUGUAACAGCUGGAAAUCUGCCUAGUGACAAUAUAGAGUUAAAUUGACAUGUUCUCUUGCCGCUAUAUUGGCUGGAAGGCUACAGUAACUCAGUUCACCACUCGUUACUGUUAUAGUGAACAAAAAGCAACAAGGAAUGCACAACAUCUUAAGCCUAGAACAACAAAAAAGCAACAACAGCAGAAACACAGGUAGCAUUCCCGUUUGUUCAGCCAAGUACAGAAAGCUGAGGCUGCAGUCGGUACUUACUUGCCAAAUCUGGACACACUACCAUGGACCCAAACCCAACCUGUCUUGUGUUAGAAGUUUAAACAAGAGAAGGUGGUAUAAUGGUGUGGGCAAUGUUGCUAUGUUUUAGCCCAUUGCAUUAUUACCAACCAAUUAUUGCUCGAGUUAAUUAUUGCCCCAGAGUAGUUUUGCUGACCAUGUGCAUCCCUUCAUGACCACAAUUUACACAUGCUUAUAAGAAUCAAGUAUAAUAAUGCACAGAGUUGCAAAGCAAUGUCACUCAAGUUUUGCAAGUUUGAUGUUCUGAAAUGGUAGUUUGUCUCAGUCAAAUCAAAUAAAGUGAAUUAAUAGAAAAACUCCCUCAGAGAUGGAGGAGGAAGAAACCUUGGGAGGACCGAGACUCACAUUUAAAGGGGGACCAUGCUACCACUGGCCAGACAGCUAUUAAAUGAAUAUUAAGUCAUUUUGCAUUUACACAGGUCUAAUAAAGCAGUUAGAUAAUGAAAACAGAAUCUAAAUCCAGUAAAAUCUUGUAGUAGAAAGUGAAAAAGUAAGAAAUCUGCAGAAACUGUGUGAUGCAAACACGUCAACAUGAUUCCCAAGCAGAAUCCCAAAAACAAUAAGAAGAACUGAAAGUGUAAUAGUAGAGUAUUACUAAUAAAGUGCUCAGUGAGUUUUGCCCAUGAUUGUUUACCAUCAUACUCUUUGAUAAUAUCAAAUCUAGACCUCAUAACUCAAACUAAAUAGACAAAACCAACAGAAAUACAGAGAUAGUUCCAAAUAGCUUGGAAUAAGUUUUGUUAGAUGAAUUUAUAAACUGCAAGAGCAAAUGGGGUAUGUAUCCUGAUAUAAAUCAAAUAUUAAGGGGUAUAGUCUUCAUAGUCUUCAUGUCAUAAUAAUUGCAUUAUCUUCACAUAGUACAGUAUAUUUUCUACAUGUCAUUAAUAACUUUUUUUCUGACCUCAGCAUUGUUCAUUGUGCUUACUUUCACAUACUGCCAUAUGUUUGUUCAUAUAAGAAUGAUACAUAAAGCAAAUAAAAAAUGCAUUAAAAUGUUUUUUUUUGCACUUUUAAAGAGUGUAAUUAAUAUUAGUAUAAAUUGUCAUAAUGGUUUUGGGAAAAUACAUGGUCUAAAAAAAGUCUGUUCGUAUACAGCUCUGGAAAAAAUAAGAGGCCACUUAAAAAUGAUGAGUUUCUUUGAUUUUACCAAAUUGAAAACAUCUGGAAUAUAAUCAAGAGGAAGGUGGAUGAUCACAAGCCAUCAAACCACCAAACUGAACUGCUUGAAUUUUUGCACCAGGAGUAAAAAUAACAAAGUUACCCAAAAGCAGUGUGUAAGACUGGUGGAGGAGGACAUGAUGCCAAGAUGCAUGAAAACUGUGAUUAAAAACCAACCAGGGUUAUUCCACCAAACAUUGAUUUCUGCACUCUUAAAACUUUAUGAAUAUGAACUUGUUUUCAUUGCACUAUUCAAGGCCUGAAAGCUAUAUUUUUAUUUGGAGUUUGGGAGAAAUGUUGUCUGUAAUUUAUAGAAUAAAACAACAAUGUUUCGUUUUACUCAAACAUAAACCUAUAAAUAGCAAAACCAGAGAAACUGAUUCAGAAACUGAGGUGCUCUCUUAAUUUUUUUUUCAGAGCUUUAUAUGUAUAUUGAAUUAUAUAAUGUAUAUAUACUUAUAUAUAUUCUUAUUCCAAUUCUAACUUUAGCCUUGUUUAUCACAAGCAUUAUUCUGCAUUAGCAUCUGUCUGGCAAGCCUGGUAAUGCUGUGUCUUUUUUAAUGUCUUUUGGCUCAUAACUGCGGUCUUAAGGUCUUAAGCUACCAAUAAAGUGUCCUUUGCAUUUAU